AUGAAGAAGACCUCAGAUAACAAUAGAUUUCUACCAAUUAAGAACAAUAGAGAUAAUAUAAAACUAGUUCAAACAUAUUAUGUUCCUCAGGAACAAAUCACUAUCCUAUCAGCAUCUAAAUUGUAUGAUGAAACUACAAUUUCCUUACCAAAAGGAUAUAAUACUUUAGAAACAUCUGAGGGUGAAAGAAUAAAUACAUUAAUAAAAAAUGAUUCUAUUUGGGUAAAAGCAGAAGAAAUUAUUGAUAUGCUAAAAGAUAAAGUGUAUCAUAUUAGGCCAGAAAAUCCUGUCGUACACAAAUCAACUAUGGAAUUAGAAGAAGCUCAUAUAAGAUUGAAUCAUAUUCCCAAACGAAUCAUUACAGAAAGGGCCAAGAAAAAUAUCUACGAGGAUGUAAGUAUUAUAAAAGAUACAAAUAAAGAAGAAGAUUGGUGUGCUACGUUUAUAUCUGGAAAAAUGACUUAUCAUUUUCAUAACAAGAACGCUAUGAACUAUUACAAUAAAAAUAAAUUACCAGGUGAAUCAUGGUCAAUUAAUGUGUUUGGUCCAAUAAAUGGUCUACAAGUAAAUCAGCAUAGAAAAGUUAACUUAAUUAUCAAUUAUAAAGGCACUGCAUUUCCAAAUAUUGAAUUGAAAGAAGUCUUAAAAGAUAUGGGUAUUCAAUUAAUACUAACUCCAAUUCAAGUUGGUUCUAAUAAUGCUAGAGCUAAAAGAAAUAUCUGUUCUAUCAUAAAUGAUAUAAAAAGGAUGUUACUUCAGUCUAGAAUACAAUUUAGAUUCUGGAAAUAUGCUGUUCAGGCUGCAGUUGAUAUCAGAAACUGUUAUUUUAACAGGACAAUUAAUGAGGCUCCAUUACAAUCAAUUUCAAAUAUUAAAUCAGUUAUACAACUUAGAUCAUUUUUACCGUUUGCUGCUCCUGCCUCAUUAUGGUAA
Molecule: messenger RNA, 933 nt
Organism: Arxiozyma heterogenica
Lineage: Eukaryota; Fungi; Ascomycota; Saccharomycetes; Saccharomycetales; Saccharomycetaceae
Exons: 3
Coding region: 1-933 (310 amino acids)
Molecular function (GO): nucleic acid binding
Source: RefSeq, a predicted model, not a curated record